UCUCGCCAUGUUGAAUAGAGCAACAAGUGACUAAGAAACUCGAUUUGUUUCUGCGUUUGUUUUCAUACAAGAAGAGCAUCAUCAGUAGAGAUGGAUGCUUUCUUACGAGGACAGAGUUCUACUGCUAGUUCUUCGAAGCUUAAGCAACAAACAGGCGAGGAAACAGCAGGAUCUUCAAACAAAAGGGUUGUUGUUCCUUGGGUUGAAAAAUAUCGCCCAAGAUCUGUGGAUGAAGUUGCUUAUCAAGAUGAAGUUGUGUCAGUGUUGAAAAAAUCUCUAGAAGGAGUUGAUCUCCCAAACUUGUUGUUUUAUGGCCCUCCUGGCACAGGAAAAACAUCCACAAUACUUGCUAUUGCAAGACAGCUGUUUGGACCUGAGCUUAUGAGAUCACGGGUGCUUGAAUUAAAUGCAUCAGAUGAACGUGGAAUACAGGUAGUGAGAGAUAAAGUUAAGAAGUUUGCUCAACUGGCAGCCUCUGGUAUUCGAACUGAUGGUACCCCAUGCCCACCCUUCAAGCUGGUUAUUUUGGAUGAAGCAGAUUCCAUGACACCAAGUGCUCAGGCAGCCUUGAGAAGAACCAUGGAGAAGGAGACAAAAACCACAAGAUUUUGUCUUAUUUGUAACUAUGUGAGCAGAAUUAUCGAGCCCCUGACUUCCCGUUGUUCCAAAUUUCGUUUUAAGCCAUUAUCUACAGAUACUUUAGAGAAGAGACUCAACAUGAUUUGUGAAAAGGAAAAUGUGAAAUGUGAUAAAAAGGCGAUACAAGAAUUGAUUAAGAUAUCAGAAGGUGACAUGAGGAAGGCUAUAACAUACCUACAGAGUGCUCAAAGAUUGAAGGGUGAAGACAUGGUAGAAGCCGAUGAUAUCAGUGAAAUAGCUGGGGUUGUACCAAGUAAAAUGGCAGACAAACUUUUUGAGGCUUGUGGAUCAGACUCAUUUGAAAAACUUGAUGCUACAGUUCAGGAAAUAAUAGCUGAGGGUCAUGCAGCUGCUCAGGUCAUCAACCAGGUUCAUGACAGAAUUAUUGAAAUGGCUGAGUUAAACGACCAUCAAAAAUCUGCCAUUAUGGAAAAAAUAGCUAUCGUCGACAAAUGUCUUUGUGAUGGAGCUGAUGAAUAUUUGCAAAUUUUAAGCUUGUGUUCCGUCAUGAUGCAACAGUUUUGCCAUGCUGGACAAACAUGAAAAGGUCAGAAAGGAAAAGUUGGAACGGAAACAUUCCCAUCGUUGGUCGCCAUACCGUUUCAGUUGUCUUGUGUAAAUUACUAGUAAAAGGUUUACCCAAUUAAAACAGCUAUACAAUUCUUAGCCGCACCUCUGAAUAGUUAUUGACUUAAUAUAAAUCUCGGAUUGAGAUCUUUAAAAAGGGUCGCCCAAGUUUGUCGGCGAAGUGUCAAACGAUGUCGGCAAAAUGAAAGACUACGUUUUCGAAGUGACCGGUUUAUGGGCGAGUUGACUAAAGUCAACUAUCGGCGAGUUGACAUAUCAGGGAAGUGACCGGGUACCGUAUAAACGGGCCCAUAGAAACACGCUUGAUUCGGCUCAGUAGAGUGUUCCUUUUCUGUUGCUUACAAAGCGAGUGCAGGGUCACGCUGAUUGCCUGUCAAUUACACUCUUGUCACAUCGCCAGUUUCAUUGGAUAUCUCUGAUUUGACUAUUAGGCCAAUUGCUUGCCCAUAAUUGUGUUCUCUACUGUUGCUCAACCACUACUUAUUUGAAAAAAAUAUUUAAUAAAAACUAGUCAAGGUACUCUCAGUCGUAUUUCUUUCCUAAGUAUGUCGAAAUUGGGUCGUAAGGAAACAUGGGUCACACAAUAAACUCAUUUGGUGGGUCAUCUCUAGAUUGCGCACUGCGAACAUUUUAUUCUGGCAAAAAAU
This is a messenger RNA of Pocillopora verrucosa, 1874 nucleotides long. Its product is annotated as replication factor C subunit 4-like. The record is from RefSeq and is a predicted model, not a curated record. Gene Ontology annotation, biological process: DNA repair; DNA-templated DNA replication. Gene Ontology annotation, cellular component: nucleus; DNA replication factor C complex. Gene Ontology annotation, molecular function: DNA clamp loader activity; ATP binding; DNA binding. NCBI's taxonomy places the organism in Eukaryota, Metazoa, Cnidaria, Anthozoa, Scleractinia, Pocilloporidae.